AUGAUGUCAUUCUCGACAUCGGCUGCGGCGGUAAUUACCCUCACUUACUGUCUUAUUUGCUUCAUUCUUAUCGGAGAACACAGCAGGCGAGACGCUAACUCAUACCUAGACGGUAUUCUCGAUGUCGAGUUUGGCAAGAUUCUCGCCCAAGGCAGUGGCUCUCUCCACGGCAUCGACGCCUCGCCGUCUAUGAUCACUGCGGCCAAGAAGCUGGUCCAAAACGCCGGUCUCUCCAAUUGCCAGUUUGAAGUUCUCGACGCAACCAAGAUCAGUACCUCGCAGACGCCUUCACUCCAGACGCCAACUUUUACAAAGGCUUUCUCCAACGCGGCCCUGCACUGGAUCCUCCGCGCACCGGGGUCUCAAAUCCCUGUUUUUACUUCCAUCCGCGAUGCUCUUUUGCCUGGAGGUACCCUCGUUCUCGAGAUGGGUGGCCUUGGGUGCAUCUGUGAGAUGCGCACCGCUCUCCUCAUGGCCGUUGCCCGCAGGAUCGGCAUUGAGAAGGCCAAGGAGGUCGAUCCCUGGUUUUUCCCUGACGAGAACUGGCUGAAAAAUGUGCUGGAGAAUGAGGUUGGCGGAUGGAAGAUUGAAAAGAUUGAAAGGGAAUGGAGACCGACGAUGGCGGAUAAGGGGGGCGUUGAGGGGUGGUGUAGAUUGAUGGGCAAGGAGCUGCUUGAUGCCGUGCCGGAAGAGGAGAGAGAAGAUGCAGUGAGGGAAGUAACAGAUGUUUUGAGCGAAGUUUGCAAGGUUCCGGGUGGAGGCCAGAUGAUUAGUUAUGUCCGGUUGAGGUGUUUGGCGAGGAAAGUAUAG
This is a messenger RNA of Colletotrichum truncatum, 810 nucleotides long. NCBI's taxonomy places the organism in Eukaryota, Fungi, Ascomycota, Sordariomycetes, Glomerellales, Glomerellaceae. The record is from RefSeq and is a predicted model, not a curated record.